Messenger RNA from Fusarium musae, 777 nucleotides. RefSeq lists its product as uncharacterized. The transcript has 3 exons. Gene Ontology annotation, biological process: transmembrane transport; carbohydrate transport. The coding region runs from base 1 to 777 and encodes 258 amino acids. The record is from RefSeq and is a predicted model, not a curated record. Lineage: Eukaryota; Fungi; Ascomycota; Sordariomycetes; Hypocreales; Nectriaceae. Gene Ontology annotation, molecular function: carbohydrate:proton symporter activity. Gene Ontology annotation, cellular component: membrane.
AUGUUUGGAGUAGGAGGUGUCAUCUCGGCUGUUGUAACGGCAAUUACUUUUGUGUCCGGCAACCCUGAGACUGUCGAGCAAAGACGCGGUGUUCUCUUGGUUGGAAAGUUCUUCAUCGGUCUGGCUAUGGGUAUCAGCAUGUCGACAUGCCAAACAUAUGUAUCUGAGAUUUCACCGCCCAAGCUUCGAACUAUACUUCCCCGCUUUUACCCCUUUAUGAUCGCUGUGUUCAAGGAGGUCGCUACGAUGACGCACUGGGCCUUCAAGAUCCCCUUGGCGUCUCAGUGGGCAUUAUCCGCCUACUCCGUCAUCGCAGCCCUAGUCGUCCCCGAAAACCCGGUCUACCUCACCGGCAAGAACAAGAUCGGCCAAGCUAGAAAGGCUCUGACUUCUCUCGGCUGUGAUAACAUUGACGAACGAAUCGCCAUCAUCGAAGCUACAAUCCAACAAGAGCAGAGAUUAAAUACCGAGCAGCCUUCAUUUUCAGAGUGCUUUAAGGGCACCAACCUGCGACGGACUCAUAUCGUUGCUCUUCUCAACACUCUUCAGCAGUUUAUGGGAAUAACAUUGGUCUCAAACUCUACCUACUUCUUCAUCAUGGCUGGCAUGACCCCGACCUUUUCUCUUACACUGAAUCAAACUGGCGUUGGUUUGAGUAUGACGUGCACUCUUUUCUCUUGGGUUAUCAUGUCCAAGGUCGGCCGAAGAUUUGCUAUUCUUGCAAGCUUCGCUGUCGCUGGAACCAUUUUCAUUGGAAUGGGUGUUGCUGGCUUCUGA